Messenger RNA from Prorocentrum cordatum, 2054 nucleotides. Lineage: Eukaryota; Dinophyceae; Prorocentrales; Prorocentraceae. The record is from the annotation of a GenBank genome assembly.
AAAACCAAAGGGAUGUCGAACCGUAGCCAUUUUGGCUCAAGGGCCGCUUUGGCUUGAGCCGAUUUUGCGCCAGCGUUUUUGCCCACAUACAUCUCGGGGAUUCUUGCGAGCGAGCCUCGUGCCAUGUACCGCAACCUCCGUCCUGCUGCCCUGAACAUGUCCCUGGUUCCUGGGCUGCAUCUGUCGACGUCGAAGAGCCGGUGCCUGCUGACCUCGAGCAAGGGCGCCAAGCCGUGCCUGCCAGAGCUGGAGCACUGCGGCGUGACGGGUCACCGCAUUGGGUCGAUGAGCAGCAGCAGCACGUCGGCUGACGGCGAGAGUCUCAGGGCCUUCAGCCCGCCGGACGGAUCCAUGUGUGAGCUGCUGGGUGCGGACCAGGACGAGGCCUCCGACUCCGUGGUGGUCGAGCCCUGCGAGCCCACCGUGAUGGACCAGUGCGGGCCACCCUUGCCGUGCAGCAGCGUGGUGGUGCGGAGUUCCGUCGGGGCCCCAGCGCUCGGAACUGCAGUGCCUUGCGAGGCGGGCGCGGUCGACGACUCGGAGCCACCGUCGCCGUUUGGCAGCAUUCUGGUGAGGUCCGUGCGCCAGCCUGCAACGCAGCCAGAGCGGAGACGCGGCUGGGCCGCGGAGGCCCAGGCGGUCGAAGUCUACGAGGUUGGCGCGGCGGGCCAUCGUGAGCCUGACUCGCCGUUCGACAGCAUGCUGUUGAGUGCACAGCGCCAGAACGCUUUCACCCGCAGCGUUCUGCGUCCUGCCGCUGCGUGACGCGCGUGCCCGGUGCCGGCUUGGCACGGCCGUUGUGGCGCAGCAGGUCAGUGCGGCGUGUUGUUGCAAGGCGGCACGAUAUCCUGCUGUGGUAGAGCGCCCGCCAGGAGCGGUCUCAUCGCCCCCGGUAUCGACGCAAUCGUUUUUUUUUCACGACGCGAGUAAUUAGACUUCAGCGUCGUCUGGGACACGGUGAAUGAAGAGGGUGCGACCUUUCGGCUGCGCAGCCGGAAAGACCGCUAUCUUCUGUUGUCGUGGAGCGUUGGCCGGAGCAGCGCUGUCUAACUCAGUUUCGAGGUGAUCCAUUUUCCUGUGUACGACGCGAGUAGACUUCGACGUCGUCGUGGACCGCGAGAUGCAUUUGCACGAUGACAUUUGACCAUGGUGAUAUAGUGCAGUAGGUCUGUUGACUUUUGGAAGGAUAUCUGGAGGGUUAUUGGGGUUCUGGCAAUCUGAAAGUUGUUGCUUUUAGAUUGCACGACCUUUUGCCCGGGUGGAUCUUUGGUCAUUGCGAGAUCGAGCUCGUUUGAAGAAACAUGGACGCAGGCCUAAGUCAGUCUUGUCCUCAUGUUUGUGUUUUGCUUUGCGUUUAGCUUGCCUAGUCUUCAGAUCGACGCGAGUAGACUUCGACGUCGCUUGGGAACAGAUGGCUGCGAGUUAACCAUCCUCCACUCUGUCGAAGUGUGAGUUUCGAUGCAGGUGACCUCGCGUCCUCGCGAGAAUGUGGCGCCUCCUUGCCCAGAUUAUCGUGGAGACCCGAACAGAGUUUCAUUUUUUAUGCUCAGCUGCCUCGGCUUCGAGGUUGAGUUUUCACGGACGACGCACACGCACGCACACACGCACACACACACACCCACACUGGGCCCGACUUGCAGGUGUGUUGAGAACCCCGCAUGCAUUUUUUUGUCAGCAGUGUGUCUGUGUUUGUCGUGGUUACUGGCCUCCUCCUCCAGGAGAUCCUCACAGGUCUCCAGAGGCCAUCUGAGGUUCUCGGAGGUCGUGGCUAGUCCUCGCAGUCUGAGACUUUGUGUCGCUUGGGCCUGAUUGCAAUAGUUUGACACAGUGUCCGUCCGUUUUUCGAAACGCAUCAUUCAUUGCAUCCCGAUUACUCAGGCCGUUUUCCAGGCGGUUUCGCUCAGCUAUUGUCUGGCGCCCCGUUCCGCUCUAUGCUGCCGAAGCUGCGGCAGUGAGGGUGGAUUUCUGGGCCAUCGCAGCAUUUUGUGCUGCAGUAUGCUGUGCUCUGGCACUUUGUGCUACCGCGUUUUGUGCCGCCUACGUUUAAAAAAAAC